Chondrus crispus (carragheen) is the source of this 105-nucleotide messenger RNA. RefSeq lists its product as hypothetical. NCBI's taxonomy places the organism in Eukaryota, Rhodophyta, Florideophyceae, Gigartinales, Gigartinaceae. The transcript has a single exon. Bases 1 to 105 code for a protein of 34 amino acids. The record is from RefSeq and is a predicted model, not a curated record.
AUGUAUGUGUAUGUAUGUGUAUGUAUGUGUAUGUAUGAACUAGCGACCUGCUUCCGUUCAUCGUGCGCUCUUGUGCUCAAAAGUUAUAAAGGUAUUCGUGAAUGA